This is a messenger RNA of Diuraphis noxia (Russian wheat aphid), 2785 nucleotides long. RefSeq names its product putative cytochrome P450 49a1. The record is from RefSeq and is a predicted model, not a curated record. Gene Ontology annotation, molecular function: iron ion binding; heme binding; oxidoreductase activity, acting on paired donors, with incorporation or reduction of molecular oxygen. Lineage: Eukaryota; Metazoa; Arthropoda; Insecta; Hemiptera; Aphididae.
UUUUUGAUUUUUAUCAAACGUUAAAUUAUCAAUACUUGUCUUGUUCAUGACGAGAAUGUGAAACGAAAUCUAGGACAAAUAAAGUUUCUAUUAUAGAUGCCCACCUAUAACGGUGUGCCACGACACAUAUACGAGUAACGGCAAUGAAUCGAUUCGCUUUAAUAGGCCUGCAAUUUUCGUUGGAUAUAAUAUACAUUGCAGAAGAAUCAUUAUGUCUAUAUUGAUGUCAUCUAUUGUACAGGUCACGAAGACGUUCAAUAAUAAAAAUAAUAAUAAUAUGUCCGUUUUGGCCAAACGGUUGUGGAAUUUACGGUUUAAAAUUGGUCGUGCUAACAAGUCGACAGAAGUUUUUACGAGUGUAUUACAAGGAGAUGUAGAUUUCGCCAAAGAAUAUUCAGAACUACCAGGUCCUAAGUCUUUACCGUUGUUGGGCAAUAAUUGGAGAUUCUUGUCAUAUAUCGGUGACUAUAAAGUAACCGAGAUAGACAAACUUUCGUUAAGAUUAUGGAAAGAGUACGGAGAUAUAGUAAAAAUCGAAAAAUUACUCGGGAGACCGGAUAUGGUGUUUCUGUACGACGCGGACGAGAUUGAAAAAGUGUUCAGAAAUGAAGAGCUUAUGCCGCAUCGACCGUCUAUGCCAUCUUUAAAUUAUUACAAGCACGUUUUAAGGAAAGAAUUCUUUGGUGAUCUGGCCGGUGUUAUAGCAGUGCAUGGUGAAAAAUGGUAUGAAUUUCGAACUAAAGUACAACAACCUAUGCUGCAACCAAGAACAGCAAAAUUUUACAUCGGAACUAUUGAAGAUACGGCAACAGCCUUUGUCAAUAGAAUAAAAAAGAUAAAAAAUAAAGACCAAGAGGUUCCUGAUGAUUUUUUAAAUGAAAUUCAUAAAUGGUCAUUAGAAUCUAUCGCUAGAGUCGCAUUGGAUCAAAAACUCGGGUGCCUUGAAGAUGAACAUGCAGUAGACUCGGAUACGCAAAAUUUAAUAGAUGCUAUCAACACGUUUUUUGCAAAUGUCCCGGAGUUGGAAUUAAAAAUACCAUUUUGGAAAUUAUUUAGUACACCAACUUGGAGAAAAUACAUAAAUGCAUUGGAUACCAUUACCAAUGUGACAUCCAAACAUAUAAACAAAUCAAUGGAUCAACUAUUAUCUCAAAAAUCAUUUUGCCCAGAUAGCCAAUCAUCUUUGUUACAAAGAGUGCUCAGUUUAGAUCCAUCAAAUCCUAAAUUAGCUCAGAUACUAUCGCUAGACAUGUUUAUCGUUGGCAUAGACACGACUUCUGCAGCUCUUGCAUCGAUUCUUUAUCAAUUAAGUCGACAUCCAGAUAAACAAAAGAAGCUCAGGGAAGAAAUAAAAACCGUAUUGCCAAAUGCUCAUUCAAAAUUGACUUCCAGCAAACUCGACCAGCUGCAAUAUCUAAAAGCAUGCAUAAAAGAAACAUUAAGAAUGUAUCCCGUGGUUAUUGGAAAUGGUCGCUGUAUGUCCAAAGAAACAAUAAUAAGAGGAUAUAAAAUUCCAAAAGGAGUUCAAGUCGUGUUUCAACAUUACGCUAUUAGCAACAGCAGUAAAUAUUUUUCACAGCCAGAACAGUUUUUACCGGAAAGGUGGUUAAAAGGAAGUGGAUAUAAACAUCAUCCGUUUGCUAGUUUACCAUUUGGUUAUGGUAAAAGAAUGUGCCUGGGCCGCAGAUUUGCUGAUUUGGAACUUCAGACAGUUGUUUCAAAGAUUUUUCAGAAUUUUGAAGUCAAGUACGAAUAUGAUGAUUUGGAAUACACUGUACACCCGAUAUAUAUGCCGGAUGGCCCAUUGAAAUUCAAAAUGAUUGAAGACUAACUAUUUUUUUCUUUAGGAAUUGUAUGUCAAGGCUAAAUACUACAAAAUAUGUAUAAUAUUGUUGAUACCUAAGAAAUUUGAAUAAGUACUUUAAUAAUACUACUAUUAAAUCGUACAGCCAAAAUCUAAAUUAUUUAAAUAUGUAUUUUUGUUAGAUUUAAAUAUUAAGUAUAUUAUAAUCAGUGGUGUAUUGGAGGGUAUACGCGGGUAUACCCUACCACCAGUUUACUGAUUUACCGUAUACCCUGUAAAAUUAGGUACUGGAGAUACGCAGGUAUACGCACGUAUACCAUCAAACAAAUUUUAUUGAAUUACCAAUUGUCUUAUAAUUAUAAUCGUUAGAAAAAAUGUAUAACAUCAAUUAUUUUUACCACAUACAUGGCAAACAGAGCGAAAUUAUGUGACAAAAAGUAAGUUCUAAGGUUCUAACUCCAUCUUAUCCUAUUGCAUUGCGUAAAUAUGUCUAAUAACCUUUUUUUUGGGGGGGGAGGGGGUAGAUAAAUCAAUUUAAAUAUAAAGACGUGGUGGCGGUAUACCCCACGACCCACCAUAAGUUAAUUUUAGGUUUAGGGAGAAAUUUUUUUUUUUGAGAGAGAAAGAGAGACAAGGUUUAAGCUSCCCACCCCUCUCCCAUCAAUAUACCUACGUCUAUGUGCUGAGCGUACACCCUAGAAAAAAAUUACGAAUACAUCACUGAUUAUGCUAUGCAUAUGCACAGUGGCGUAUUUUCAAUAACUUCUUGAGUGAGGGCGGGGGGAAUUUAAGUUUUUCAGGUCAGCUUAUAUCGUCUAAUUAUCAGAAAACCCGUAAUAAAAUAUUGAUUUGACAUUGAACUCUUUUUUUUGUCUUUUAGGGGAAAUUGUAUACAUUUUAACUAACACAUGCAGUCAUUCAUCAAGCAUGAUCACCCUCUUUUUUUCUUCAAUAAUGUAGUUAUUCAAAAUCUGAUUUGAA